AUGCAACAAUGGUACAAACUGGUCCAUGAUUCAGACCAGAGCAAACGAUCUACAGGACCUGAACGGACUGUUACGUUAAGGGACCUCUGUAAUGAUAUCAAGAAUAUUAACAAUGAGAGGAUCGGGUCGGACGGCAGCUGUCAGAAGGUGCAAACAGACAAACCAGACCCUUCGAUCGACUGCCCUAAGGCAAAGGAAAGAUGUGGUGUCCUGAGAAAAGACCCUUUCACCAGCUGCCACGCGCUCAUAGCGCCAGACAGUUACAUAAAAGUCUGUGAAGAAACUUUGUGUUCAUAUCCUUCGGUUGACAAUCUGCCCUGUCAUUACCUGGAGGCCUAUGCCAGAGCUUGCAGCCUGAGGGGCGGCCCUGAACUGAGUGGCUGGGGGAAAAAGUCCAACUGCCCCACCACCCAUGAGGCCUUCUGUCAGGACAAGUUCUGUGCUUCUCACGAGUUAUGUGGUGAGACGGUGGCUAAUGGCUUGGAUUGCUUAUGUCGGCCUGGUUUCGCAGCCCCGUACAGACAAAAAAAAACUUUCGGGGAUGCCACCACCUGCUAUAGGAACUCUGCUUCAGUUUCUCUAAUAAACUGUCUCCUGAAGGAAAAAGGCUUCGACUACACAACCUUACACCUCAAAGACCCAAAAUGCAUUGGUGAAUUGCAAGACGGCAUGGUGACCUUCAGUUUCAACAACACUGAAAUGUGCAAGGCAGAGGUCAUGGAUAGCGAUACACAGGUUAUCUACACGAACACCAUUUCUUCAUCAGAAAGCAACGACCCGAUUAUCCGUCAGGACGAAAUAGCACUUAAAUUUUCUUGCAGCUAUGCUCAGCCACCAAUCAAGACUAUGUCUUUCAAGAUCCAGAGCAGCUCUGUGGUAUCAGAGAUUAAAUCUGGAAUUUGGCAGUACAAUCUGAUCAUGAAGGCCUACAGCGAUGCUGGCCUCCAACAAACUACAACGUCGGUUACAUUGAACCAGAAGAUUUGGGUGGAGUUGAAGACUGCAGGACUGGAUAGUAAUUUGGUUGCCGUGGUGAUUGACUCCUGCUGGGCAAACAAAAACAAAGAAUCUGAUAAGUUACCGAAAUACGACCUGAUCAGAACAGGCUGUGCAAACCCCAAAGACAAGUCAGUGAAAAUAAAGGGAAACGGUGAAGGAACGUCCAGCGUCUUGUCCUUCAACAUGUUCCAGUUCGCCAAGAGCAAUGGUGACGUCUUCCUGCAUUGCAAAGUCAACCUGUGUGGCAAAAAGGACAAGAGCUGUGCCCCGGUAUGUACAUCAAAACGUCGCAGAUCUGCCAGGAAUAUGUACCUAGGAGCCCCAGCCUUGAUCACCAUGGCGUGGACCAGUUAGGUUGUUUUCACUGCGACUUGGACAGACUCAAAGGCUCACGACUGUGAUUCGGUCUCCGUCCAGAGUGUGGGUCAAAAUCCUACGCUGGGGAUCAAAGAGCUCAGUUCUCACAAGAAUCUUUCUUUUGAUUUUACUGUAUACUGAAUUUAUCACUGAAAGAAAGAAUGUGCAACAUUUUACUCAUAAAUAAGCAGAAAUCAAGUCUCCCCUGGUUAAAUGUGUCUCUGAGUCAUGACUGUCUACAAUGAGGGAGAAGCUCGAGUCCCGCUGGCUGUGUUGUUGUCAGAGCCGUGUUUACAUGGACGGGACGGCCGGCUCCUCCCCUUGUGUAUAAAAGCUGUUUUAGUCAAGAACUAGAGUCAUUCUGUGUCAAUUUACAUGGGAAGGUAAGAGCUAACUAAAGAGUGCUAACAUUAGCAUGCUAACACAACGAUGCAGCUCGAGACAAGGACAAUUUUGUCUGCUGCUUGCGCUUAGUGCUUCAUUAUGGUGCUUUCCUAUUUGAUAACGCCUUCGUGUUAACCAGAAUGGAGGGGUGUUGGAGGUGUGUCUCUGGAGGAGAGCGGAGGCUUCAGUAUGGAGGAGGCGUGGCCUAACAGAAGUUUGUUUUGGUUUCAUACUGGUGCUCAAGGACGACAUCUACUGGAUCAAAAAGUCGCACAUUCUUUCUUUAACAUGAUGUCUGUUCAGAGGAACAUUGUUAAUACAGAGCAAAACCAUCUAAAAUGGGAAAUAAUGACCAAAUCUGUGCAUCGUCAUAAACCGUUGAAUUAUAUUCCAACUCUGUCAAAACUAAUGCCUUAUGAUACUGACUUAAAUUUGUGGUGUUUCUAUCUUUCUUGUCUUUCCAUUGUAAGCAUACAAAAGAUUUAAAAAAAUAAAUAAAAAAAGGGUGUGGGAAAAAAAAAA
Messenger RNA from Labrus mixtus (cuckoo wrasse), 2262 nucleotides. Its product is annotated as uromodulin-like. NCBI's taxonomy places the organism in Eukaryota, Metazoa, Chordata, Actinopteri, Labriformes, Labridae. The record is from RefSeq and is a predicted model, not a curated record. The transcript has 11 exons. The coding region runs from base 1 to 1353 and encodes 450 amino acids.